AUGGCUCUCAUCACCACCCACGAGCCCGCCAUCGACAACAAGGUCGACAUUCACGAUAUCAAGAGUAAAGGACACGUCAGCCAUGUCGAGCUGGAGGCUACUGCCAACCCCCCUGUGGCCGACAACUUCAUGUACGACUUCAAGUAUAACCACGCCCUUCCCACUUCCGACGCCCUCGGAAUCGAGAUCCCUGCCGACUGCGAUGCCCAAAAGGAGGCCGAGGCCAUUUUGAAGCGCCUCUCCGAGGUUAUGGGUAAAGGCGAUGCCCAGGCAUUUGCUGAUAUGUUCCUUGAGUUUGGUGUUUGGCGCGACAAGCUCUCUUUCACGUGGGACUACCGCACCUUCAACUUCCAACCAGCAAUUCUAAAGGCUGCCACCGAUCUUUUCCCGACAACCAAGGCCACGAACUUCAAGUUCUUGACACCGGCCCCAAAUGUUGCCCGUCCCUACGCCGACUUUGCCCAAUUGCAAUGCGUCAUGUCCUUCGAGACGGAGCUCGUUGUUGGCUCGGCGGUGAUCAACCUGGUCCUCAGCAACCAGGGCUGGAAGAUCUACACCAUGCACACCGUGGCCGAGAAACUUAAGCAAUUUCCCGAAGUACCCCCCGCUGACGGGCAUAUGACCGGCCCAAUCAGCUGGGAGAAGCAGAGGACCAAGGACGUCGACGCCGCCAACCCUGAAGUCCUGAUCAUCGGUGGUGGCCAGAACGGCCUCGCCCUGGCUGCCCGAUGCAAGGCACUGGGUAUGGACCACCUCAUCAUCGAGCGAAGUGAGGAGAUCGGUGAUGUUUGGAAGAAGCGCUACGAGUACCUGUCGCUUCACUUCCCGCAUUGGGCAGAUGACUUGCCUUACUUCCCCUACCCCAAGCACUGGCCUACGUAUACCCCCGCUCAGAAACAGGGUAUCUUCAUGGAGUGGUAUGCAUCGGCUCUCGAGCUCAACGUCUGGACCAAGUCCUCGGUCGUCAAGGCUGAGCAAGACGAUCGAGGUAGCUGGACCGUAGUGAUCAACAAAGAGGGGAAGGAGACCCGAGCACUGCAUCCCAAGCAGCUUGUGAUGGCCACCUCACUGUGCGGCGUCCCUAUGAUGCCCGUGGUUCCGGGCAUGACUGAUUUCAAGGGCGUCAUACGCCACUCGACUUCGCACGACAGCUCUCGUAACUUUGUCGGCAAGAAGGUCUGUGUAGUCGGCACCUCGUCCUCUGCCUUCGACACGGCUUUCGACUGCUCGCGCCGCGGCAUCGAUGUCACCCUUCUCCAGCGGUCCCCGACCUACAUUAUGUCGCUCACACACUCCGUUCCUCGAAUCAUUGGCAACUAUGCUCCCGAUGCCGAUGGCAACCGCCCUGAUAUCGAGGAACAGGACCGCCUCUUCUUUGCCACCCCUGUUGGCCCCGCCGAGGAGCUUGCUAGACGUAACGCCAAAGUCCUUGAAGACCUCGAUAGGCCCCUGCUUGAGGGGCUCAAUGCUCGCGGUCUUCGGACAUGGCGUGGCCAGCGUGGCACGGGUGGUGCUACCCUGGGACAGACCCGCAACGGUGGCUUCUACUUCGAUGCUGGUGCUUGCGAGCACAUCAUCAAUGGCAAGAUAAAGGUAGAGCAGGGCUACAUUGAGAGGUUCACAGAGGACAAGGCGAUCCUCAACGACGGCCGGGAGCGCAAGUUCGACCUGGUCGUUUUCGCCACCGGCUUCUCCAAUGCCAUUGACUCUAUCCGUGCGACCCUUGGCGACAAAAUUGCCGAUCAGUGUGGCCCCAUUUGGGGCAUCGACGAGGAGGGCGAGUUCAAGACGGCUUAUCGAGAGACUGGGGUACCCAACCUUUGGAUCAUGGUCGGCUACCUUCCGUACACUCGCUUCCAUUCCAAACUACUCGCUAUGCGUUUAAAAGCUUUGGGGGAGGGUAUCGCACAGGCUCCUUACAAGACAUAA
This is a messenger RNA of Cladophialophora bantiana CBS 173.52, 1929 nucleotides long. RefSeq lists its product as uncharacterized. Lineage: Eukaryota; Fungi; Ascomycota; Eurotiomycetes; Chaetothyriales; Herpotrichiellaceae. The record is from RefSeq and is a predicted model, not a curated record. The transcript has 3 exons. Gene Ontology annotation, molecular function: flavin adenine dinucleotide binding; N,N-dimethylaniline monooxygenase activity; NADP binding. The coding region runs from base 1 to 1929 and encodes 642 amino acids.